Polyodon spathula (Mississippi paddlefish) is the source of this 3716-nucleotide messenger RNA. It is a transcript of the gene usp37, whose product is annotated as ubiquitin specific peptidase 37. Gene Ontology annotation, biological process: protein deubiquitination; G1/S transition of mitotic cell cycle. The record is from RefSeq and is a predicted model, not a curated record. Bases 197 to 3061 code for a protein of 954 amino acids. NCBI's taxonomy places the organism in Eukaryota, Metazoa, Chordata, Actinopteri, Acipenseriformes, Polyodontidae. The transcript has 24 exons. Gene Ontology annotation, molecular function: cysteine-type endopeptidase activity; cysteine-type deubiquitinase activity. Gene Ontology annotation, cellular component: nucleus; cytosol.
CCGCUGUUUUCACGUUCCCGCCAUCAUCUCUUGCUGCUUGGAGCUUUUUCCACCAGUAUCAACAGUAAAAACAUACAGCUACUGUUGGGUUGGGUCUCGACGUGAGGUUUGAUGGUGAAGUUAUUAAUGAUCUAAAACCUCCUUGUCUUUCUGAGACCGGAGUCUGUAGCUGAAAAUCGAGUUGCUUGUGGCAGCCAUGGCAGCAGCAGCGCUGAAACUAUCGGGCAGUGUGAGGGUCACGAGCCUGCAGCUGGGCACUACGAAGUGGAAACAGGGAAGCUUUGAGAUUAUUGAGAAGGACACCAAAGUGAAUAUGUUAGUACAGUUCAGCAGUGCUGGGAUACCAAAGACAUAUCGGCUGAACCAGAACGUAAAAAAUGUGAUUUUGGUGCCUAACCAGCAUCUGUGCCGGCUUCAGGUGAUCUUGAAGGAAUCAAGCAUUCUUGUCAUUGAUAAGGUACCUCUUGUCAUGGCCCAGAAAUUUAAGGAGUGCCUGGAUAAAUUGAAGCAGGGGAAACAUACAGCUUUGAAGUCAUCCCAGGGAUCUGUCAGCUUUGGAGGUGUGCUUGGGAACAGAUCCAUACACAAGGAGUCUAGCCAGCAGUUGCCUCCUAUAGAGAGACUGACUCCCCCAAGAAAAGUUAGUUUGGACAGCAGGGAAGAGGCUCCAGCAAGGAAGCUUCUGGGCAGCCCAAGUCAAAGGUUCUCUACGCCUGCCCGCACUGGGAUCUCAGAGAAUAGUUUAUCCCGCAGGAAUGAGAAGAGGAAGCGGUUGCUGACCCCUGGCAAUGAAGUGAAUGAGGACUACCCUAAAGAGAACGACUCUUCCAGUAAUAACAAAGCCAGCACAGACCUGGCUCGCAGCAGGUUUCUGACGAGCUUCAAAGACAAACAGCUCAGCCUAAAACAGGGAGAGGAGAACAGGAGCCCAGGGACUAUGCCGCUGCAGCCUUCAACAUUCUACAGUAGCAGAUCUGCUUCUAAGGACUACUUGCAGGGGAAUUUAGUUUCUGACAGGCUCUCUGGUAUUAACCAGCCUCCCACCUCUAAGAGGAGUCUGAUGAGUCCGAGUCAGUCCACUCCUUUUAAAAAGGUCAGACCCAGUCACGACUAUACAGGCUGGAACAAACCUAGGCUGCCCUCCCUCACCCAGCCCCAACCGCUGCUCCAAGGCUUCUCCAACUUAGGAAACACCUGUUACAUGAAUGCAAUUCUGCAGUCCCUCUUCUGUCUGCAGUCCUUCUCUAAUGACCUGCUGAAGCAAGGGAUCCCCUGGAAGAGGGUUCCCCAGAAUGCAUUGCUCAGGCGCUUUGCCCACCUCUUGGCCAAAAAGGAUUUGCAUAGCCCUGAGGAUAAAAAAGAUCUGCUAAAGAAAGUGAAAAGUGCCAUCUCCACUACUGCAGAGAGGUUCUCUGGAUACAUGCAGAAUGAUGCCCAUGAAUUCUUGAGCCAGUGCCUGGACCAGCUGAAGGAGGAUGUUGAAAAGAUUAAUAAAUCUUGGAAAAACGAAAUGCAGCCCAGGGAAGAAAUCCAGGUGGGACGGCCAAGUGAAGAUGUUGCGACUUCCCGAAUAUACACCUGUCCUGUAGUGGCUAAUAUGGAGUUUGAAGUGCAGCACAACAUAGCAUGCAAAGCGUGCGGAGAAACUGUUACAAAGCGAGAGCAGUUUAAUGAUCUGUCUAUUGAUCUACCACGAAGAAAACAAAAUCUUCCUGUGCGGUCCAUACAAGACUCCCUGGAUCUCUUCUUCAGGUUGGAGGAGAUAGAAUAUUCCUGUGAAAAAUGCAAUGGAAAAUCUGCAACUGUCAACCAUAAAUUCAGUAAACUUCCCAGGGUACUGAUCCUUCACCUAAAGCGGUACAGUUUCAAUGCCCAACUGUCACUCAACAACAAGUUGGGCCAGCAAGUAUUGAUCCCCAAGUACAUUUCUCUGUUCUCACACUGCACAGAAUCAACGCGGCCCCCUCUUAGUCUUGGCUGGAAUGCUCAAACAGCAAUGUCUCGGACACUGAAGACUUCCCAGUCACUGAACUCCUGCACGAUCAGCUCUUCCACUCCAGUAAGGAAGUACAAACCCCAGAGCCCCAGUGUGACCAUACUGGACUCGGACAGUGAUGAGGAGUUGACCAGGAAAGCUGUCAGUCACAGCCGCCGACUCAGCGAAGACGACAGGUCCGAGAAGCUCUCACAAAGUAUCCAGAUGGAGGCAUCUGGCUUCGAGGGUAUGAACGAUGAAGAUGUGUUGGCAGCGGUGUUGGAGAUGAGCCGACAAGAAAGCACCCUGCCAGGAUACCCUGCACCCUCUGAGGACGAGCCUACCAGCAGCCCUGACACAGGAUUUGGGGACGACCCCUUCGUCACAGAGAGACCUCCACAAGCUGAAUUGUGUAAUUUAGUGGCCCUGUCACCAGACCUGGAUGAGAACAAGGAGAAUCAGACCCCAGAGGAGGCCCAGGGGGAGCUGGACUGGGUGCAGCAGAACAGCCUGGAACAUGAAAGGGAGGAGCAGGAGCUGCAGCAAGCACUUGCUCAGAGCUUGCAGGAGCAUGAAGCUAGAGAAAUGAAAGAGGAUGAUGACUUAAAGCGAGCUACUGAGCUAAGUCUGCAAGAGUUUAAUACCUCCCUAACCGAAUGCCCAUUCUCAGAUGAGGACUCGGGGAAUGAGGACGUCUUGGAUAUGGAGUACAGUGAGGCAGAGGCAGAUUUGAAAAAAAAUUCAGAGAGUGGGGAGCUCUGCAAUUCUUAUCGUAUUGUCAGUGUGGUCAGUCACAUUGGAAGUAGCUCCUCAUCUGGUCACUACAUAAGUGAUGUAUAUGAUAUGAAGAAGCAGUCUUGGCUUACCUACAAUGACCUGGAUGUGUCAACGACCCAAGAGUCUUCAGUGCAGAGGGAUAGAGACAGGAGUGGCUACAUCUUCUUUUACAUGCACAAGGAUGUGUUUGAGGAGCUGUUGGAGUCUGAGAAGAUUGUGCCGGCUAGUAGUGGGAAGGUCUGUGCUGCAGCUUCUUUAACAUACACAGAGAGACAGAAUGAACACUUGUGGAAUGGAGUUCUUUCAUGAGUGAAGAAACAAAAAUGGAUCUCCCAUACUACUGACUACCUUCACCCAGACAUUUUUUUAAUGAAAUAGUCAUUUAACUUGUGCAAACUGGCUCUGGGCACUGAUUUAAACCUGUUGCAAGUAAUUUGUCUGUGGCCCAGUGAAUGUACAGAAAAAUGAAACCUCACACCUGUAUUUUUCGGUUGUUUCUCUGUUGAGUUAUCCUGGAUUAAAUUAGCCAGGGACUUUACAGGCACCGACAGAAUGUGCGGUUGGUUUGUUUAUUUAUUUAUUGAUUUUUAUUUGACUUAGUCUUAAAAACAUGUUCUGUUGUACUGUCUAGUAAGGUAACUCUAUAAUGCACAAGGUUUAAAUUGUACCAGCUCUAACUAGAAAAUGCUACAAUUUCUUGGUUACAACUGGCAUGUAAGAAACUUGUACUUUUAUGCACUUGAAUGAGACAGAAUACGACACAAGACACAAAUCAGUUCAAUUAAUUUAAUAUCCAAUUUCUAACUGUCACCAAUCAAUUAGCUUAAUCGGUCAAUAGCAAUAGGAGCUGCAGUAUAAUGUAACCUGUACAGUAUUUUGGCGUGCUUUUGGGUAACAUUUCACAGAUCUUUUCCUUUGUGUCACAUUGUCCCCUCUUUUUUUUUUUUUUUUUUUUUUUUUUUUU